Messenger RNA from Haliotis rufescens (red abalone), 1296 nucleotides. RefSeq lists its product as uncharacterized. The record is from RefSeq and is a predicted model, not a curated record. Bases 8 to 1066 code for a protein of 352 amino acids. The transcript is spliced from 3 exons. NCBI's taxonomy places the organism in Eukaryota, Metazoa, Mollusca, Gastropoda, Lepetellida, Haliotidae.
CAGGUAUAUGAGUCGGAAACUGCCGAAAGGAUUCAGUUGUCUCCGGACGCAGCCGCGAGAGGUUCCUCCUAAAUACGAUAAUAUUGUCGAGCUAAUAGUUCCCAGGCUCACGAUGGCGUUCCACUCUCCUCUGCUCAUCGCCCUCGCCAUCGGCAACUUGGUGUUCUUCAUCAUCAAUCAGCUAUUUGGUGCACUGAACAUGGCCGGAGUAAGAGAAUGGCUGGGUAUUGAUACAAAUAUUUUCGGCCAAUCAGUGGGCGAUGCCUCCGAUCAACGGUACCUCGAGAUCACGCCCUCUUCAGCCACAUUCAGCAUCUGGGGCGCCAUCUACAUAUGGCAGGCUGUCUGGGCCAUCUACGCCCUUGUCAACAUCUGCCGCCGUACCCCUGACGGCUACGUCUACAACAGCCCCACCCUCCUCAGUGCGACCUUCUUCGGUGUCUCCAUCUUCAACUGGAUGUGCGUCAUCACCUGGACCUUCGUGUGGGGAUGGGGUCACGUCUGGGUCGCCUUUGUUUUCCUGGCCAUCGUCUUCAUCACCAUCUACAUCUGCAUAGGACUCUCUUACAAGGCACUGGCGCAGCACCACGACGCGCUAGUGAAACAAGGACGUAAGGUGGACAUCUGGUUGAUGCGCAUGUUGGUGCAGAAUGGCCUUGCCUUCUAUGGCGCAUGGUGCACUAUUGCCACUCUCCUCAACCUUGCUAUGGCUCUUACUUACACCUCCCACCCCCAGUUUGACCAGAGUACCUCAUCCACCAUCGCUCUUAGCAUCCUGUCCGUUGAGCUAACAGUCUUCGCUAUCUCCGAUUGGACAAUUAUGGACAAAUACUCACGCUAUACAUUUAGUCCCUAUAUUGUUGUCAUGGUUGCACUUUCUGGAAGUAUGGUCAAGAACUGGAAUCCAGAGAAGACAAACUCUAUUUUCACAGCGGUUUUACUGGGCGUGUCGAUCUUAUGCUUCAUCACCAAGAUGGUUCUCAUGUUUUGGCGACAUUGUCGGGACUCGAACAGAGACAAAGUUGUACUUCCGACCAUCACAGAGAAACAGAAUAUUAGACUGUAACAGGAGGAUGCUGGUCCCAGCCUUUUGAACAGUUUACAUUAGACAAGUGUUGAUAUAAACUUUUGUCACCCUGUGUGUUGAACGUUUAGAAUGCACAGUGUCACAGUGAUCCCAAACAAUGUGAGAACCUACUCACGUCUCUCACUCGGUUAUAGGGUAACUCUUUACUUUUUACAAUAUAUUUAUAUUUUACUUUUGUAAAAAAACAUAAAUAAAAUAGAUGAAUAAUG